Bactrocera tryoni is the source of this 735-nucleotide messenger RNA. RefSeq lists its product as uncharacterized. Lineage: Eukaryota; Metazoa; Arthropoda; Insecta; Diptera; Tephritidae. The transcript is spliced from 2 exons. The record is from RefSeq and is a predicted model, not a curated record. The annotation marks the transcript as partial.
UCGGGCAAUGGAAUCGAUGGCAUAUGUUCAAAGGUAAACAGCUAUCUCUCCGACCUUUCUCGCUUCUUCUCUGCACGGAACCCAACACUCUCCUCCACCAAAUCCCCAGCGACCAUAUUCACGAACUGGAUGAAGGAGUAUAGACUUGAGCUUAAUAUUGCAGUCGAUGGCGGCAAAAUUCCGACUGUCAAUAACCCUAAGAUUUUAGGUGUAAAAUUUGAUAGUCUAUGCUCCUUCACUCCUCAUACCACUGCUAUUACCGCCAAGGUACAGAGGCGCAUCAAAAUCCUCAAGUCUCUAGCCGGCAGCACAUUGGGAAAAGACAAAGAAACGUUGUUGGCCUCUUACAAGGCAAUCGGCCGGACGGUCCUCAACUACGCCACACCUGUAUGUUCGCCUGGAUACAGUGGAACGCAGAUGAAGAAGCUACAGACCUGCCAGAACACUGCACUCCGGACCACAAAAGGAUGCCUCUUGAUGUCUCCCAUUGAACAUCUACAUAGUGAGGUGCUUAUGCUCCCCGUUAAGGACCAUAAUGAACUCCUCUCCAAGCAGUUCCUGCUGGGAUAUAACCCUACACAUCUGACACCCAUCUCCCUAUGGUCCGACCCCGACGAAAGAACACGUUUCCUGGGCCUACUGUUGGAUGACAUCGAUGACUACUUAUCUCAAUCUUACCAACUUAAUAUCAUGUUCAGACCGACACUUAAUCAUACGAUUUCGGCUGUUGAGUAG